Messenger RNA from Stegastes partitus (bicolor damselfish), 4778 nucleotides. RefSeq names its product tripartite motif containing 24 (gene trim24). The coding region runs from base 422 to 3658 and encodes 1078 amino acids. The transcript has 19 exons. Lineage: Eukaryota; Metazoa; Chordata; Actinopteri; Pomacentridae. Gene Ontology annotation, cellular component: chromatin. The record is from RefSeq and is a predicted model, not a curated record. Gene Ontology annotation, molecular function: zinc ion binding; protein binding.
AAGAAAGCACAGAUGGUCGCCUUUCCCUAUGGACGAAUGAGCUUCAAAACACUAUGUGUGUAGCCUAAUUUUUAUUCAUACUUGACUGUGCGCUUUUAUAUUUCGCCUGUUUUAAUAAGAAACGCCACAAACCGGGGAAUGAACCAUUUAUUGUGUUUAGAAUAUGUGCAAUUAAAAGCGGCUACGAUGCUAAUUUAGCUUUCCUAACGGAGAGAAAUACACUUUACUAAAGCUGCUGUUAUAUUAGCGGUUAUAAAGCAGCCUGUUAAAGGAACAGACCAUGUCUUAAAAACUGAUAUGUGUAAUAUUUAUCUUAAAUAAGUGAGAAAUAUUAUAAGCUAGCCAUUGUUUGCAGCCGCAGCGCUAGUUUUAUUGAUUGGCUGACUGGAAAGAUCGCGAAGCAGCAGAGAGGAGAGAAAAGAUGGAUGAAAGUGGCGAGAAUGUUGACAACGACGACAUUGUUAUUAUCGUGGAAAACGAGGCGGAAAGUUUGCCGGCAGGAGAAGAGAGGCUGAAGCAGCAAGGCACCUUCGGGCUCAUGGACACUUGUCCCAUCUGCAAGUUGAGCUUCCACAACAGGGAGCCCAAGCUGCUGCCGUGUCUCCACUCCUUCUGCAAGAGGUGUCUGCCUGCCCCCUUCAGGAGCGCCGACCCGAGGCGGGACUCGCAGGGUCAAGUUGACAGCAACAAACCAUUAGGUGCUAUUCGAUGUCCAGUAUGCAGACAGGAAUGCUGGGAGAUGGACGUGUUGGACAAUUUCUUUGUCAAGGACUCCGCUGAGGUGCCGAGCAGCACUGUGGAGAAAACCAGCCAGGUGUGCAUGAGCUGUGACGACAACACGGAGGCGACGGGCUACUGUGUGGAGUGUGUGGAGUUCCUGUGCGUGACGUGCAUCGAGGCGCACCAAAGGGUCAAGUUCACCAGAGACCACACCAUACGUCAGAAGGAGGAGAUGUCGCCAGAAGCGUUAGGAAUAUCCACGCAGAAGCCCGUCUUUUGUGACAUCCACAAGCAGGAGCCACUGAAGCUGUUCUGCGAGACGUGCGACCGACUCACCUGUCGAGACUGUCAGCUCCUUAAACACAAGGAUCACAACUACCAGUUUUUGGAGGAUGCUUACAGAAAUCAUCGGCAAUAUCUGGAGAACAUGACGCAGCAGCUGCAAGAGAAAAGAAAGGCCAUCGAGGACGUAUCCAACUGCAUCAACACUGGACUGCAGCAAGUUGAAGAAAAUCGAAAGGCUGUAACCAAUGAAAUAAAGAAGUCCAUCUGCAACUUGAUCAUGGAGAUCAACAGGAAGGGAAAGAUUCUCGUUAAUCAGCUCGAGGCUUUAACGAAGGACCAUGAAAUGGGUUUAAAAAAGCAGCAGGAGGACGUCAACUCUCUGAGCAGGCACCUAGAUCACGUCAUCAGCUUCACCAAAUGGGCCACAGCCAGCCACAGUGGAACAGCUCUCCUGUACUGCAAGAGACUGAUCCUGUACCAGAUCCAUUACCUGAUGAGAGCGAGCUGCAACCCCUCCAUCGUCCCUCAGAGCUCUGUUCGCUUCCAGUGUCGUUCUGGGUUUUGGGCCACAAACGUCGACCUCGGCUCUCUGGUGGUAGAAAGAGGUCCAGGGAGGCCGCCCAUCACCAAUCACCAGGCUGGUCCCAGAGCAGAAGCACCUCCAGGAGCUCUCUCAGUCUCGGCACAGCAGCGACAAAGCACGCUGGCUCAGCUCCAGAUGCAGGUUGACAAGCUUUCCCAGCAGCCCCACAGGCAGCCUCCUCCCAACCACUGGUCCUGGUACCAAAACGUCCGACUCCCAGGACCUCCCGGCCCUCCGCCCCCAACCAGACCCAUCCACGGAGGCUCCUCACCCUCACAAGGCCCCCCCAACUUGGCACAGCCGGGACGCAGAUACGUGAGCUCCCACCCCAACCCAAGAAGCCCCACGUCGUCCAUGCUUCACAACACGGGCUUCCAGGCUGCACAGUCUCUGAGAGAUCUGAUCAACAGCUCCGGCUUCCCUCCUAAACCCAUGGAUGUGUCGCAGGGUCCGUCCCGCUACCCUCAGCCUCUGACUGCUGGAGCAGCCACACAGACGUCACUACAUCAGAGAUGCCUGCCAGAGUCGACCUUCCUGAAGAGAAGUGAAGCUAGCGGACCUCUGCCCUCCAUCACCAUCUCUGUCCCCAAACCGGGCUUCGCGCCGAGUCUGGCCCCUGGAGCCGCAGACAAACCAAGCACUCUCAACCAUGCAACAGUUCAAGGAAGACAGAACUCCCCGAUGGCCAAACCGUCGUCUUCAGACAGAAGCACGGGGAUGACAUCUUGGAAGCAGGCUUCAGAGCCGCCAUCAGCCCCCACAGCUAAAAGAAGAAGGAGGUCGUCCCCGGGACCCGUUAUCGUCAUCAAGGACGAACCGGAGGACGAGGAUGAAGUUCGUUUUGUGCAGUCCAGCGUCGGGUCCAGCCUUCCCGACAGCAGCACUGGGACUCAAUCGAAGCCCCGGCAGCAGCAGAAGGGACCCGCACCAGCUCCAGCUCCGACAUCGGACUCCAAAGACCAGCGUCCUCAGCCGCCAUCGCAGCCAGAGUCUGAAAAGAGGGCAGAGCCAGAAGACGAUCCUAACGAGGACUGGUGCGCCGUCUGUCAGAACGGAGGGGAGCUGCUCUGCUGCGACAAGUGUCCCAAAGUUUUCCACCUGGCCUGCCACAUCCCCACUCUGAACGAGUCCCCCAGUGGCGAGUGGUUCUGUUCGUUCUGCCGAGACCUCGUCUCUCCUGAGAUGCAGUACGACUGCGACAGCAAAGACGCUCCGGUCUCUGAAAAGUUCUCGCCUGUUGACAGACGGACGUGUGAGAGGCUGCUUCUACGUCUGUUCUGUAAUGACUUCAGCACUGACUUCCAGGGGCCUGCUUCUCCAUCAGAGACAAGAAGGUACAAAGAGCUAAUAAAGACGCCGAUGGAUUUGUCGAUAGUGAAGAAGAAGCUGGAGUCAAAGUCAAAGGAGGGGGAAUGCUAUGACAGUCCCGAGAGCUUCGUCACAGAUGUCAGGCUCAUUUUUUUCAACUGUGCAAAGUACUACAAGGCGACCUCGGAGGUUGGCAGCGCCGGCUUGUACCUGGAAGACUAUUUUGAGGAGCAGCUGAAGCUCCUCUACCCAGACAAGGUGUUCCCCGGAGGCAGGGAAGAACAGAUGAUUCCUCCUCUAGAGGACGAGAUAGACGAAGAGGAGGAAGAGAUGAUGGAGGAAGGUCUGGCUCCCGUGGAAGACGAGAAGCCACAAAGUCCAGCGGGAGAAGGAAUCCCUCCGGUGGAAGAGGACUUGGCUCCUCUGGAAGAAGCCACGGCACCGGCAGAGGAGGCAAAAACGGAAACAGAGCAGACUGAAACGAAUGAAAAGGAGACGGUUAAAGCGGAUGCAGAUGGAGGUAAUCCUCCUGCAAAGGAGGAAGUAAAGCAGGACGAGAUCUCUCCUCCUAAACAGGUGGAAAGCUGCCCAGCUGCUGAAACAAAAGACGGGGUGGCUUCAAGCGAAACAAAAGACGGUAAAACCUGCAGCUCACCGAAAAAGGAGAAUCCUCAGCUGCCUACAGAAAAGACUGCAGAUCCGCCUGAAACUCAGGAGGAGAAAUCAGCUCCUGCAGACUCGGCCAAAGAGGAGGAGGGAUAGAUGGAUGAAAACAGAGCGGAAGAGAAACUGUAGAAAAGAUCUCAGUCUUCCACAGAAGUGGCCCCAGUGGGGACCGACAUUUGCUGCAAUCAGAUCAUUUUUGUACUGUUAUUUGCAAUAGGAAAAAAAAAACUAGGGUUCCUGCUGGAGUGAGUAGUCGUGGUUUUUGCUGUAGAUGCACAACGAAGGGAGUAAAUAAGCUCUUUAUGUGUUUUUGCUGAGAAGAGGUUGUACUGUUAUUAUAACAUAAAUAAGGUUAUUUUCUUUGAUGAUGACACUGAGAAGCACACAGAAGAUAUCCUUUGCUGUUAUCAUCAAUUAUCUUGCUUAUCUCUUGUAUAUAAUAAUCCUGCAAAUUGAAAGCACAAAUGCUGCAGUCAAAAUAAGAACUUUGGAUUAGAAAUGCAUGCAAGAUGUCUUAAUAUAAAUAACAAUGCCUCCAAAUUUGUGUUAUCAUGUUUUUUGCCCACUUGUCCUAGCCGUUUGGCUCAUAGAGAGAGAUUAUGUUUUAUUGCAAUAGUAUUAUUUUUUAUUGUUUUAGACUGUCAUUAAUGCUUUGUAGUUGACAGAUAUGGCCGCUGUAGUUUCUGUACAGGAGGAACAUAUAUACGAGUGCAACUUAAACAAUCCCUUGGAAAAAAAACAAAACGGACAUUCGAAACUGGAUGUUUGCCUCUAUUCUGUGUCGCCAGAAUCCCAACACUGUUUUAUCACGGAGCAGCCUUGUUGUUUCUAUCAAGAGAGCAACUCUUCAGAUUUUAUUGACUCUUACUGUUAUCAGUCGCAGAUAAUUCAGAGACUCGAUAAUCGCUUUCUCGUCAGCCUCUGUUUUCCAAAGCGUGUCUUUGCUCCUCUGCGUCAUAAUCGCGUGGUGAAAACUUCAUUGUUCUCACCGAAGUAUUGAGAAAGGCAAGAAAUCAGAUAAAUUGUUGACAUCAGCUCUCUUAAGAUGUAAAGAACUGACACCACAGACAUCGAUAUUUUCUCCCAUGUUGUCACUUUAAUACUAAUCGAGAACAAAACCUGUACAUUUACUCUAGAAUUACUCUCUACGGUGGUGAGCAGAAAAAAUACCUGAAUUUACAAUAUUUGUAAUAAACAGGAUUACAUGUAAACGUGA